AUGGGUCUUGGUAUUGGGCUUGGUCUGGGUAAAGGGCCCGAUAAUAUUUCUGAUCCACCAAUUGAGUCAAGGCCAUUACUCAUGGGCCCACAGGAUUUAAUCCUCAAUCGGCCUCAGCAAUUCUUCUUCGCCAGCAAGCCUGAGAUUAUUUACAACUCUUCUUCAGACGUUUCUCUGCUCAGCACUUCCAUUCCAACAGCUCCAUAUAGUUUCUCUGCUCAUCUUCCUUCUGGCCUUGAGUCUGAAAAGGCUAUGGAAUUAUUUACAAAUCAAGAGAAUCCUCAACUGUUAGAAGAUUUAAGUAUUCACUGUGAAAAGAAUCCUAUGCAGAUUGAAAAAUCAGUAAGAUUAUCUGAUGAUCCCAACUAUAAGGAAAAUGUCCUCAGUGAGAACUCAGCUGUAUGUAUCACAAAUGCUCAACGUCAUUCUCAAGUCAAUAUUUCUUCCAAAAGACAGCAACAAGUUGAAUUUUCUGAAGCUCCAAAAAGAAAGUCACAGCGUCUCCUCAAAGUGGAACAAACAGAUCCAAAACCACACUCUGAUGACACUUCAAUGGCACUUGCUCUUCUGGAAUUACAGUCUGUUUACUCUGAUCCUACACAUCAACCUUGGAUGAUUACAUAUGUGUAUGCGCCGGCCCAAUGGAACAAUAAAGCUGGCUUUUGGAGCCAUUUGGAUUCAUUAUAUCAAGCUUUUCCAGGGCCUUGGAUUUGCUUGAGAGAUUUUAACGAUCUCAUUGAUCAAAAUGAAAAAUCUGGAGGAAGACCUAUCUAUUAUAAUCCUAAUAAGGGUCUAAAAGCUCUUAUGGACAGGAAUGGUCUUAUAGACAUUGGCUAUAUGGGACCAAAAUUUACAUGGACAAAUAAUAGACAAGGUCAAGCGCUCAUACGAGAGAGAUUAGACAGAGCCAUUGCAAAUCAAGAAUGGAGAUUACUGUUUUUAGAUGCUACUUUGCAACAUCUUGCAUCCUCAGCCUCAGAUCACCAUCCAAUCCUGUUAUACACUACAGCUAAUACUCGUCAAGCUCCUUCUUUCAAGUUUGAAGAAUUCUGGACUCGAGAACCUUUAAGCCAUCAAAUAAUCAGUGAAGCAUGGAGUAAACAUCACUUCGGCAAUCCGUCUUAUAUUCUAUGCAAGAAAAUCAAGUCAACCAAGGAAGCUCUCAAAGUCUGGAAUAAAGAUCACUUCGGGAGGAUCAACCACAAUAUACAUCAACUCGAAAGUGAACUUCUUGAAGUACAGGAAGCCGAUAUGACUCCUUCAAAUCAAGAGAAAGAAAGUUUUUUGCAACAUAGAAUUCACAAGCAAAGAAAAUAUGAAGAAAUCUUAUGUAAGCAAAAGUCUAGACUCACAUGGCUUACAUCGACGGAUUUAAACACCAAAUUUUAUCAUCUAACAACCACCAUCCGGCGAAGAAGGAAUGCUAUCGACUCAAUCAAAUUGGCGCCAGGUAAUUGGUCAAUGGACUCUACUGUUAUAGAGACUUCUUUUAUUAAUCAUUUUAAAUCUAUAUAUUCCUCUUCAAACCCAAAUGUUCCGGAACAACUGGAUAAUCUCUUUGAAAAGCAAGUUUCGGAUAUAGAGAAUGAAUCUCUAAGUGCAAUACCAGUUGAAGAGGAAAUAUUAGAAGCUCUAAAACAAAUUCCCAGCAAUAAAGCUCCCGGACCAGAUGGAAUGACAGCUUUAUUCUACAAGCACUACUGGAAUAUUGUGAAACAAGAUGUUAUAUUGGCAGUUCAGAAUUUCUUUAUCAGUGGGAAGCUCUUAAAACAGAUCAAUCAUACCAACAUUGCUCUCAUCCCAAAGACAAACUGUCCAAAUAAUCCAAGCCAAUAUCGCCCAAUAAGUCUUACAAAUGUCAGCUACAAGAUCAUAACCAAAAUCAUGGCCAAUCGUCUUAAAAUUCUUCUCCCAAAAAUCAUCUCUCCACUUCAAACUGCCUUCGUCCCAGGUAGAAACAUUAAGGAAAAUACCAUUAUUGCUCAUGAACUAUUCCAUCACCUCAAAAAAAAAAAAAAAACAGGCAAAUCCGGUUUGAUGGCUAUUAAACUUGAUAUGGAAAAGGUUUUCGAUCAGGUGGAGUGGGAUUUUCUCUUUACAGUUAUGCUAAAUCUGGGCUUCAACCACAAAUGGAUAAAUCUGAUAAAGGAGUGUAUAACAACAGUGUCAUUCUCUAUUCUAAUCAACGGAUCACCAAGAGAUUUCUUCAAAUCUCAGAGAGGCAUUAGACAAGGAGACCCAAUCUCGCCAUUUCUCUUUAUACUGGUUACAGAAGCACUUUCUAGGAUCUUAUUAAAGGCUGAAGCGCAACAUAAGCUGGAAGGUAUUCGUAUCAGUAGAAACAGUCCUAUGGUAUCAUACUUAUUAUUUGCAGAUGACACAAUCAUUUUUGCUAAGGCUACAGAAAAAAAUGCUCGAAACAUCUCAGAAUAUCUUACAAAAUAUCAAAGCUGGUCAGGGCAGAAAGUAAAUUUGAACAAGUCUUCAAUGUUUGUCACCAGAAAUACCAAUCAGGCAAUAAAAACUUCUAUCUCUUUGUGGCUGCCUUUCAAAGCAUCAUCAGCCAGAAUGAAAUAUUUAGGAUUACCCACUUCUUUUAGCCGAAAAAAAAAAGAAAACUACAGUGAAAUGCUGGGCAAAGUGGGUAAAAAAUUGGAAGGAUGGAAGUCAAAAUUUCUAGCUCAGGCAAGCAGAACCAUGUUAAUCAAAUCUGUAGUAAGUACGAUACCAACUUACCAUAUGAAUACUUUCCUGCUACCCAAGUCAGUUUGUAAAUCUCUUGAUGCAGCUUUCAAAAAUUUUUGGUUGGGUUUCUCGAAAGACAAAACGCAUAAUUUGACACUGAAGUCCUGGAAAUCUAUUUGUCAACCAAAAAAAGCAGGUGGUCUUGGAAUCAGAUUAAUGGAAAAGAUGAAUCAAGCUAUGAUUGCAAAAACAGGCUGGGAACUUAGCGAACAGAUAAAUAGUUUGUGGAAGUCUAUGCUAACUGCAAAAUAUCUAAAGAACACAACAUUUUGGGAAGCUUCGCAGAAAGCAACAGACUCAUCUAUGUGGAAGGGAAUACUCAAAUCUAAAGAAUUACUUAUGAAAGGCCGAUGUUUCCAAAUCUAUAAUGGAGAAUCAGUAAAUAUUUGGUUGGAUCCAUGGAUACCUACACUGAUCAAUUUCAAACCAAAACCAUUACAAGGUACGGAUUUAGAACUUCCAAAUCUUACAGUUUUUGAUCUUAUCAUACAUAAUUCUAGGAUUUGGAAUGUUCCAAAAAUGCAAGCUCUCUUUGAUCAUCAAAGCAUCUUAGAAAUUCAAAAAAUACCACUACCAUUACGAGCAUAUGAGCAGGAUAAAGUGAUUUGGGUGUUAAAUCACAAUGGGCAAUAUUCAGUCAAAACAGCAUAUCAAGCUAUAAUACAAGAUCAAGUUCCACUUCAGAAACAUUCUUCAAUGAUACUUUUUAAGCCUAUGUGGAGUCUUAAAAUCCAUGAUCGUCAUAAGUUACUGAUUUGGAAACUUCUAUCAAAUAUUCUUCCUACCAGAACAAGAAUUGGUGAAGUCAUAACAAACCAAGAAACUGAAGAAUGUGUAUUCUGUAGCUAUGAGAAAGAAACACUAGUGCAUCUUUUUGUUGAAUGUCCAUUCAAUAGAAUCCUAUGGCAACAAAGCAGCUGGCCUCUAAAUUUUGCAAACUUGCCUAUAGAUUCUAUAUCAGACUGGAUCAAAAUGAUCAUCUAUCCGGACAAAGAAUUGAGACUUAAAAAAGAGGAACGACAUCACUUCCAGUUAUUUGCAGUCAUAAUGUUAGAUUUCAUUUGGAGAAAAAGAAAUGAUAUCGUUCAUAAUCACACUUCUCUAUCAAUUGAAGAAGCAAGCAUUCAGAUCAAAGGCACCUAUGAAGACUAUAAAGCUGCAUGGAAGGAAAAAGUUGAUCAACAAAGCAAAGACGAAAAUUGGCAUCCUCCUCCUCUAAACUAUCAAAGCUAUUCUUUUGAUGCAGCAGUACGGGAUCAAUUUUCAGUGGUCUCAGUAAUUCAAAGAAACCAUAGUGGAGAUAUUCUGGGAAUAUUAAUAGAAAAGGUACAAACUACAAUCCCUUUAAUUGCUGAAGCAAAAGCAGCGUUGUUAGCUGCUAAUAUAGCAUCAACUCAAGGAUUAGCAAUCAUUGAAGGGGAUUCUCAAUCAAUAAUCUCUUCCAUCGAAAGUCCAAACAUCUCUACAUUUUGGAACAUAUCAACUAUUAUUAAGGACAUCGAGCACUUAUCAAAUCUUUAUCAAAACUGGAAAUUUGUCAAGAUUCAUCGAUUCCAAAAUCGAUGUACGCACUCUGUUGCGCAGUGGGCAGCUACCAAUCUUGUUUUUGGCAGCAUACCUAUGGAUAAUAUUCCUAGUUAG
Juglans regia (Persian walnut) is the source of this 4386-nucleotide messenger RNA. RefSeq lists its product as uncharacterized. Bases 1 to 4386 code for a protein of 1461 amino acids. Gene Ontology annotation, molecular function: RNA-DNA hybrid ribonuclease activity; nucleic acid binding. The transcript is spliced from 2 exons. The record is from RefSeq and is a predicted model, not a curated record. Lineage: Eukaryota; Viridiplantae; Streptophyta; Magnoliopsida; Fagales; Juglandaceae.